GCUUUAUAUAAUCCUAAUUUUAAAAGUUUUCAUUUUUCUUGCAGAUUGGGGUGAGUGGGAGAUUGAUUUCAACUGUUUCAGUUAAAAAAGAAGAAAGAGUUGAAGUGUCACUUUGUACAGUUUAACAAUGUUUUAUUGGCUCGAAAACAAGAAAGCGACCGAUGAAGACAGAGCAUCAGAUCCCUGCACCGGAAGAAUGGGGGCGAGCUGAUUUCAAGUUUUUAACCGAUUACAUAUAAUGGGGUGGGUCCCAUUUUCACUGUUCAAUAAAAGAGAGAGAGAGAGAGAGAGAGGGAGAGUGGGGUCUCACUUAGCCAAAACAGCUGGGUCUUCUUCAUGUUCCCUCAUCAUUCAAAUCUUAUUGCUCUUAACAAUAGAUCUAUAUACUGCAUGCUAUUCUUCUGCUUCUCUUUUAUCAUCUUUUUGUUUUUUUUCUUCCCCCAAGAGCAGAAAAGAGGAACAUAGAUAGAGACCCUUCUCUGAGUUCACCAAAGAAACCUCUUUGAGAUCUGGCUGAUUGAGCUAGGGAAUGAUAAGAAGAUGGGGAGGAAAGGAAAAUGGUUUUCAAGUGUAAGGAAAGUUUUUAGCCCUGAGUCAAAGGAGAAGAAAGAUCAGACAUCAAAAAAAUCAAAGAAGAAAUGGUUUGGCAAACAAUAUCAACUGGAUUCUGACUCCACCUCCUUAGAACAUGUCAGAGCGCUUUCUCCUCCUCCCACUCCUCCUCCUGCUCUUCCUCCCUUUCCUCCUCAGACAGAAGAGGUAAAAACAAUUGAACCAACAGAUGAGCAGAACAAACAUGCCUAUUCUGUUCCAGUUGCUGCUGCAGCUGAACCCCUUCAUCCUUCUGUCGAGACCACAAUGGAGGUUGUUCGACUUGUGAAGGUUAAUAAGUUUGCUGGAAAACCAAGCGAAGAAGUGGCUGCAAUCAAGAUUCAAACAGCAUUCAGAGGAUACAUGGCAAGAAGGGCAUUGCGAGCUUUAAGAGGGCUGGUGAGACUCAAAUCACUAAUGGAAGGGCCUACUGUAAAACGGCAAGCCACGCAUACCCUUCAAUGCAUGCAGACUUUAGCCAGAGUGCAGUCUCAAAUUCACUCAAGGAGGGUCAGAAUGUCAGAAGAGAACCAAGCCCUCCAGAGACAACUCCUACAGAAACAUGCACAAGAGCUUGAGAAGUUGCGGAUGGGAGAAGAAUGGGAUGACAGCCUGCAGUCAAAGGAACAGAUUGAAGCUAACCUGCUAAACAAGUAUGAGGCAGCUAUGAGAAGGGAAAGAGCACUGGCUUAUUCAUUCUCCCAUCAGCAAACCUGGAAGAACUCUUCAAGAGCUGCAAGUCCUAUGUUUAUGAACUCGGGCAAUCCCACAUGGGGCUGGAGCUGGUUGGAACGAUGGAUAGCAGCCCAUCCAUGGGAGAUUCGGACCAUGACCAAUAAAGAACUCAAUAAUGAUCACUCAUCUGUAAAGAGUGCAAGCCGCAGCAUGGUUGGAGGAGAAAUCAGCAAGUCUUAUGCUCGCUACCAACUCAAUUCUGAUAAAUUCUCACCCAUAGAUAGUGAGAAGGCAAGACAAACCACGAGCCUGCAUUCCCCUUCAACUCCUUCCAAGCCGGUUUCUUCUACAGUAGCUAGAAAAUUGAAGUCAGCAAGUCCAAGGAGCAGCUUUGGAGCUUUAGAUGAUGACUCCAGAAGUAUGGUUAGUGUGCAGUCAGAUCGAUAUAGAAGGCAUAGCAUUGCAGGAACAUCUGUGCGAGAUGAUGAAAGCCUUGGUAGCUCAUCAACAGUUCCAAGCUACAUGGUACCUACUGAGUCUGCAAGAGCAAAGUCCAGGUUGCAAAGUCCAUUGGGGGCAGAAAAAAAUGGGACACCAGAAAAGGAAAAAGGAACUUUUGGGCCUGCGAAGAAACGGCUCUCUUACCCGCCUUCACCAGCCAGACUUAGGCAGCAGUCAGGUCCACGAAAGGUGGAAAGCAUCAUAAAUUCAGAAAAUGGUGUGGCCAGUGCAAAGGGAUAAAAAUUUAUUAUAGUUGAAGGAUGAGAGUGAAACAAGUAUGAUUCUUUAGUGAACACAAGAAAAAGAGGAAAAUAUGGUUCAUUCAAUUUCUAAAUCCUCUCUUCUUGUGGAAAGUAUUUAUUCAUUGCUGAGAAAGUGUUGUUUUGAAGUGAAAUUAGUCUCUUGGGUUUGUUGUUUCACGAGUAUUGCUUAUUAUUUGUUCUUAUCUAUUUGUUUAUAUUUACUCUAAAUCAUUGUUUUGGACCUUGAUAUCUGUAUUAUGAAUUUAUGUCAAAAUAAUCUCCAAAUUGACUCA
Hevea brasiliensis (rubber tree) is the source of this 2302-nucleotide messenger RNA. Its product is annotated as protein IQ-DOMAIN 2. The record is from RefSeq and is a predicted model, not a curated record. NCBI's taxonomy places the organism in Eukaryota, Viridiplantae, Streptophyta, Magnoliopsida, Malpighiales, Euphorbiaceae. Gene Ontology annotation, molecular function: protein binding. The transcript is spliced from 6 exons. The coding region runs from base 541 to 2007 and encodes 488 amino acids.